Molecule: messenger RNA, 1928 nt
Organism: Coregonus clupeaformis (lake whitefish)
Lineage: Eukaryota; Metazoa; Chordata; Actinopteri; Salmoniformes; Salmonidae
Product: neuropeptides B/W receptor type 2
Exons: 2
Coding region: 241-1275 (344 amino acids)
Biological process (GO): neuropeptide signaling pathway
Cellular component (GO): neuron projection; membrane
Molecular function (GO): neuropeptide binding; neuropeptide receptor activity
Source: RefSeq, a predicted model, not a curated record
CUCCAGCUCGCGCAGCUCCUGCUCACCAUCAAACAGAAGGCAGAGGGGGAAAAGGAGCGAGCCUCCACUAGCACGAUUUCGUGAUGCGCAACGCGUGCGUAAAACCAGACAGAGCCGACCCACACACCAGCCAAAAUGACACUUCACGGCUGCCUGUUUUACCUCUGAACAAACAUGCAUGCUGAACGACGUGCUUUCCUUUAUACUGACGUGAUAUAAUACCUUAAGAAGACGUAGAAGAUGGAGAAUAUAUCUAUCUCGAACACCGGCAGCGGAGCUCCGGUUGUGUGUAACGAAUCCAUGGACUACUAUUAUCUGAGCGCGACUAACCGGACAGAUCUGAACUGCACGCCCCAAUCAGAGUUAUACUUUUACGCUGACCUCUACGUGGUCCUGCCGGUGAUAUAUUCGGUCAUAUGCGCCGUGGGGUUAACGGGGAACACGGCCGUUAUCUACGUCAUCCUCAAAGCGCCCAAAAUGAAAACCGUGACCAAUAUGUUUAUCCUAAACUUGGCGAUAGCCGACGACCUGUUUACCCUGGUCCUACCGAUCAACAUAGCAGAGCACCUGCUUCACUACUGGCCCUUUGGAGAGGUGCUGUGUAAGAUCAUCCUGAGCAUAGAUCACUACAACAUCUUCUCCAGUAUCUAUUUUCUAACGGUCAUGAGUGUGGACCGUUACUUGGUCGUCCUGGCGACGGUGCGUUCCAAGCGUAUGCCCUACCGCACCUACCGCGCGGCGAAGAUAGUGAGCCUUUGCGUCUGGAUCCUCGUGAUUCUCAUCGUCAUGCCGUUCACGGUGUUCGCCGGGGUGUACAUCAGUCCCGACGACUCGGACAGGAAAAGCUGCGUCCUCAGCUUCCCGAGCCCGGAGAGUUUGUGGUUCAAGGCGAGCCGGAUAUACACCCUGAUCCUCGGCUUCGCCAUCCCCGUGUCGACCAUAUGCAUUCUCUACACCAUGAUGCUGUACAAACUACGGAACAUGCGCCUCAACUCCAACGCCAAGGCUCUGGACAAGGCUAAAAAGAAAGUGACUAUUAUGGUGUUUAUAGUCCUAGCGGUGUGUCUGUUCUGUUGGACCCCGUUUCACCUCAGCACCAUAGUGGCUCUCACCACCGACCUGAGGACCACUCCGCUGCUCAUCGGGUUAUCCUACUUCAUCACCAGCCUCAGCUACGCCAACUCUUGUCUGAAUCCUUUUCUUUACGCCUUCCUGGAUGACAGCUUCAGGAAAGCGUUCAAGAAGAUGCUAGAAUGUAGACCGGCGGGAAUGUAGUAGCCUACAGUAACCUAGGGCCUAGUGGAUAAAGGUAAAAAAAAAACAGUAUGUUAAUAUUGAUAUCAAUCAAAACAAAGUAUGAUUAAAUUAUUUAUUUCUGCUUGAAUAUGCGUUAGGGGGCUUCUGCAUUGUUGCUAUGGUAUGACUUAAAUAUUUAACAUAGAAUAUAUCAUAUGGAACAAAUCAUUUAGAUUGUGGCACGCCUGCCCUACUCUUGAAUUGGGGUGGGGGUUAUUAUGACAUUUCUUCUCCUUAAGUCACUUUAUUUUUCAUGGACAUUUAUCUCCCUCUUCUGUCCUAAGAGGGCAGGUAGCCUACACUGUAAUGAAGAUAAGGGACUUCAAAAUAAGGGCCUUAAAAUAGAAGGGGGAAGUCCUCUACAGUGACCACACACCGACUCAAGACAGUGAUGUAGCCUCUAAACUUUGCUGUAAAUACUUGUUCUUCAAAGGUCUAUGUCAUUGUCAACUAUAGUCAGUGGUGUCAAAUGAUGCAUAGUCACAAUGUAUCCAGGCUAAUCUACAUGAACUAAAUAUGAUACGUCAUUGUACAUUUCCUCAGUCUGUCUACGUUCUGGAGAAUAUGUGUCAUAUCAACACAAAUGAUGACUUGAAUUGUGAAGCUUGGUAAUGUGUUGUUAUGGAGAAUAA